This is a messenger RNA of Patella vulgata (common limpet), 2687 nucleotides long. Its product is annotated as monoacylglycerol lipase ABHD6. Gene Ontology annotation, molecular function: catalytic activity. Lineage: Eukaryota; Metazoa; Mollusca; Gastropoda; Patellidae. The coding region runs from base 1526 to 2530 and encodes 334 amino acids. The transcript is spliced from 9 exons. The record is from RefSeq and is a predicted model, not a curated record.
UUUAGCCUAGAUCUAAAUUAAAAUCAAUUUGGAAAAACGAGAUUAUUUAAAAUUACUAGUAGUAUCACUUGAGAAAAUUAAUUAUGAUGGAUUUAUAUUUAACAACAAUAACAAUUUUAUCACAUCAACUUCGCUCUACUCGGGCAAUGCCUGUUACAUAUUAAAGGCUCAAUACCACUCUUGUUGUAACUGAAUAAUAUGUCCCAAUCUUUAUUCUAGUCCAUAAAUUGUACUAUUUUACAAUAUUCCAAUUAAAAUAGCUAAGUCUCUAACUCAAUAUCAUCCAAAAUCUUCAACAUUGAAAACACGAUUUAUUUGUCGCUUUAAAUCAACAUUGAUGUUGUGAUCUUACCGGGAAAAAAUGGCCCUCUGAUAUCCAGUAUUUAAGACAAAAUAAACAUUUUACAAUUGGUACACGAUGCGUUUCAGCGCUAUUUAUAAUAAGGGACUCGAAAAACGAGGCUAGGUGUAUUCCACAAGUCAUGUCAAACGGUGACGCUAUAUUCUUAGCUGGAGAGCAUGCCCAAUAAAUACUAUCGGCGUAGAUUGGAAUGACCAGAAGCUAGAGAUUGAAAUUCGAUUGAGAAUACUGGCGUAUGUCGCCGAACCUAACUGAUUAGAAAUUACAGUAAAAACAGAAACGAUUGAAUGUAAAUCAAUUUAUAUAUAUUCAUAUUACAUUAUUGUAUGUGUUGCGACCCAUUUGUGUCAAUUUCUAGGUCCCAAAUAUUAGCGACUUAGCUCUUUUAAUUGAUGCUACAAAUUUCAUCUUAAAUGAACACACCUAAUUUAAAAAAUUGGAAAAAUUCAACUAAAUGAUUUGAAAAGCCUAACGUAAACCUUUUCAAAUGUGACUUGGUUUUAAAAAUAUUUCGAACCAUCUUGAGAAGUAAAAUAGGAUGUAAUGGAUAAUUUACACAACAACAGGUAGGACACUUAAACAUCUAAUACGUAGAAUAAGGCUAUUAUUAUUUAUUUUCUGGAGCUGUCAAACCAGCAAGAGUGUUAUUGUCCCUUUAACAUUACUUCAUAAGGCACUUGUCACAAACACUGUCAGGCACAAAAUGUUGUUCGCCCGUAGUGCCUAUGUCAUAAUAUAUACGUAGGCCUAAUGUUAUAAUUUGUGUCUGACAAAGGCUGUAACAAACUUCAUCACAACCGAUUUUAGAAAUGAAUAUUUAAUACCGGAAGUUUACAAAAUGCUGGAAACAUAUAAAUUGCGGAAUGGAUAAACCGAGACGAACUGUAUUUCAAAUUUCUUUCUUUCAUAAAGUAGGGAAAGAAGUCGCUGCGGAUGUUAAUAAAUAUUAACUAAAGCUAACUGUUUCAAGUUAUGCGCUGAAUAUUUUCAAAUUGUGUUUAUAUUUGAACUAGAUUUCGAUAAAUUUAUAAUUUAAAAGAUUUACUAGGAGUUAUGCCCCUUUAGUCUCCAAAAGACAGGCAAAGUUCAAUGUCUAAUAAUAUAAAUAGACCCAAGAAGAUUGCGUCAAUAGCGACUGCUUGAUAAUCUGUGAAUUGUAUUAAAAUGUGGCAGUAUAUAAUAUAUUCAUCAUCAGCUGUUCUGGUAUCCAUGGUAACAGGAGCUGUUGCCCUGUUUUUUAUCAGUCCGAAACAUCUCGUCUACUGGUUCAUGAGAUUAGAUGCCAAGAGAAGUGGUAUGAAUGUAAAAUAUAUUAAAAAUGAAGAUUUUAUAUAUUGUUAUGCUGAACGAGGAAAAAAACAGAAAAAUAAACUAACGAUAUUAGCUGUACAUGGUUUCACUGGAUCUAAAGAACAAUAUUUACAGUUCUUUAAGAAACUUCCAUCAGAUGUUCAUCUAAUAGCCGUUGAUCUACCUGGUCACGGUCUGACAUCUAGUCCAAGAGAAGGAGAGAAACUGGGAAUACAAUAUCUCGUAGAACAUGUUCACAAGUUUGUUAAAUUAAUGAAGUUAGAUAAAGAACCGUUUCAUUUAGUGGGAGCAUCAUUGGGUGGCACUACAGUGGGUUUGUAUACAGCAGAAUAUCCUGAAACUGUGGCAUCGUUGUCUUUAAUAUGUCCUGCAAUGAAGACUCCACAACACAGUCUAUUUACUAAAACUAUAGAAGAAUGUAUUUUAAAUGGAAUUGAAAAAACUGAAAUGAAAGAUUGUCCGUUAAUACCUGAGACUCCAGCCGCUGCACAGAAUAUGUUAGAUAUUUGUCUUUAUCAUAAAAAAAACAUCAAUACACAGAUUCUGCAAGGAUUGGUUGAUUUGAGAAAACCUAAAAACCCUUUUUUUCUUCAAUUAUUCAAAGCUCUUGCUUCAGAACAUUCAACAACGUUAUUGGAGGAGAAAUCCAGAAAAAUUACAGUACCAACACAGAUAGUGUGGGGCAAGCACGAUGAGAUCAUAGAUAUCAGUGGUGUUGAUGUUUUAAAGGAAUUAUUACCAAAUUGUCAACAAAUUGAUAUUAUAGAAAAAUGUGGUCAUUCUAUUACACUGGACAGACCUGGAAGCCUUGUCAAAUCUAUUCUUACAUUUAGAGGAGAAUAUCAAAAGAAAUCUUAACCUGAACAAAAGUAUAGAUAAUUAUACAGAAACUAUGGAUAAUUAUACACAAAAUAUGGAUAAUUAUACACAAAAUAUGGAUAAUUUUACACAAAGUAUGGAUAAUUAUACACAAAAUAUAGAUAAUUUUACUGUAUGGAUAAUUAUACACAAAAUA